Molecule: messenger RNA, 360 nt
Organism: Suillus paluster
Lineage: Eukaryota; Fungi; Basidiomycota; Agaricomycetes; Boletales; Suillaceae
Exons: 3
Coding region: 1-360 (119 amino acids)
Source: RefSeq, a predicted model, not a curated record
AUGUCUUCGACACAAUCCCUUCCAAAGUUUGUCGUGUGGGCACCCGACUACACCGAUGACGGCGCUCUACAACGGAGAAUGGCAGUGAGGCCUUCCCACCUCGAGAACAUUAAGACACUCGCUGGUCAAGGUACUCUGCGGCUCGGUGGAGGCUACAUGACGCCUGAAUCCGUCGACGCAGCCGCAGCUGACAAGAAGUUUGUCGGGUCGUGCAUGAUUUACGAGGGCGAGAACAUCGAUGUCGUGCGUAAGCUCGUGGAGGAGGAUGUGUAUUAUAAGAGCGAUGUGUGGGACAAGGAGAAACUUGUUAUUCUCCCAAUCGCAUUGGCAACGGCCCUUCCGCCUGUUCCUUCAACUUGA